Penicillium soppii is the source of this 1341-nucleotide messenger RNA. RefSeq lists its product as uncharacterized. Gene Ontology annotation, molecular function: flavin adenine dinucleotide binding; oxidoreductase activity, acting on the CH-CH group of donors. Bases 1 to 1341 code for a protein of 446 amino acids. The transcript has 4 exons. The record is from RefSeq and is a predicted model, not a curated record. Lineage: Eukaryota; Fungi; Ascomycota; Eurotiomycetes; Eurotiales; Aspergillaceae.
AUGUCUGCCUCAUCCCGUAUCCCACCUAUUGCACAGCCGUUCGUUAGCGAACAGGCAAAGCGGACCCUCGACCUGGUUGAGGAAUUUGUUGAGAAAGACUGUAUUCCCGCAGAUUCACUAUUCCAAGCCCAGCUCGGUGAGGGCGAGCAGCGAUGGAAGACUACCCCCGCCAUCAUGGAGACGCUGAAGGAGAAGGCCAAGAAGCUCGGUCUAUGGAACAUGUUUCUGCCCAAGAACCACUUCACUCAGGGUGCUGGAUUCUCAAAUCUCGAGUAUGGUUUGAUGGCUGAGUUGCUCGGCAAGAGCAAGGUUGCCUCGGAGGCUACCAACAAUGCUGCCCCAGAUACUGGCAACAUGGAGGUAUUCGCCAAGUACGGUAACGAUGCACAGAAGAAGCAAUGGCUUGAGCCCCUGCUGCAGGGCAAGAUCCGCUCUGCUUUCCUGAUGACCGAGCCCGACGUUGCAUCCAGUGAUGCGACGAACAUUGAGUUGGAAAUCCGCCGCGAGGGCAACGAAUACGUCCUGAAUGGCUCGAAAUGGUGGUCCUCCGGCGCCGGUGACCCCCGCUGCGCUAUUUACCUGGUCAUGGGCAAGACCGACCCCUCCAACCCAGACACCUACAAGCAGCAAUCCGUCAUCCUAGUCCCCGCCGGCCUGCCCGGCAUCACCGUGCACCGCAUGCUAACAGUAUACGGCUACGACGACGCCCCCCAUGGCCACGGCCACAUCACAUUCAAGAACGUGCGCGUUCCCGCCUCAAACAUGGUCCUCGGCGAAGGCCGCGGCUUCGAGAUCAUCCAGGGCCGUCUGGGCCCCGGUCGCAUCCACCACGCGAUGCGCGCGAUCGGUGCCGCCGAGCGCGCCCUCGAGUGGCUGAUUGCCCGCGUCAACGACGACCGCAAGAAGACCUUCGGCCAGCCGCUCGUCGCACACGGCGUUAUCCUGGAGUGGAUCGCCAAGUCACGCAUUGAGGUUGAUGCCGCGCGCUUCGUUGUCCUCAACGCUGCUAUCAAGAUCGAUCAGGGCAAUGCGAAGAGCGCGCUGAAGGAGAUCGCACAGGCGAAGGUGCUCGUGCCGCAGACGGCGCUGGCCAUUAUUGAUCGCGCGGUGCAGGCUUACGGCGCUGCUGGUGUCUGCCAGGAUACUCCGCUUGCGUACUUGUGGGCUGGUAUUCGUACGCUGCGCAUUGCUGAUGGUCCCGAUGAGGUGCACUUGCAGCAGCUGGGCAAGCGCGAGAACAAGACCCGUAAGGAUGCCGUUACUGCUAAGCUGAACUGGCAACGAGAGGAAGCGGAUCGCUUGCUUUCUGCUUCUGGGUUCAAGCCUAAGAGCCAUCUGUGA